AUGGCUACCGUUGCGACCGGAUCCGCCGGUUCCCUCGUGGACCCGAGCGCACCACCGGCCGGACAGAAGCAGCGCAAGAAGGGCAAAUUUCGGCUGAAGGAACGUUCCUCCUCAUCGGUACGGGAGAAGUUCAUCAAUGAUCCAGCGUACACGGAAGAUGUCCGCCAUCUAGCAUUGCCCAUGCGCCGGAACAGUGGGCCCGAACACGAUCCAGGCCGCAAGUUUUACAUGAUAUCGAAGAAAAAGUCCAACUCGGUCGGCAAGGACUAUUCGCGUGGCUCCGGCGGCCUGCAGAUAGGUGGUGGUGGUGGUGCCGGUGGCUCGAGCGAGUUCUACACGCUGGACGUGGAAUCAAUUCGUCGGGCAGGUCUUAAUGUACCAGAGGUAAAACCAAGAAGGAAGAAGUACAACCACCACACCAGUGCGGAACUAUUGAACCGUCUGCUGAACACGGACGAGUCAAGCAGCUCAGACGGUGUGCGACCGAAAGCCGGAUACGGCACGGCAACGCUAGACCGCGGACGUGGCCGAAGCCUGGACCGUAGAACCUACACCACCGGGGACGAACGCUCCAGCACCAUACGGGGGCUGUCCAUUAGUCGUGCCGGGGAGGAGGGGAGUCUCGGCCGGGAUGCUGGACGUCAGCAGCAGCUACAGCGAGGACGCAAAAGUCGCAACACGGGUUCACGAAAGGAAAACGAACGAAACGAACCGGAGGCUGGUCUGGAAGGUGGCACUGCUUCAGGUCCUCCAGUGGGCGAUGUCUAUUCCGAGGAUAUCAUGGUAAAGCCCGGUGACCGAGAGACUGGCAGUUCCAAGGGUGGACGAUUCCAAAUAGGUAAACGGUUCCUAAAGGGGGAAAUAGGCAUCAAAAGCUUCAACUACUACCUGUUGAAGGAGGGCCUCAAGUCUUCCAAGAAGAGCCUGCUGAAGCAACGCUCGGCUCCGGUAGCGGCAGCGGGAUCGAUGGACGUACCGCUUCCGGAACCACCGCAAUCGAUGGAAUUGAUCAGCCCGGAAUCGGAAGCCGUGUCCAGGCUGGACGAGGGGGGCGAUAAGGGCGAGGAAAACAUAUACGAAGAAAUUUACUUUGAAGAUAAACCGAAACGACCCCCGGAGGGAUGUGCCAGCGAGGGCGUUCCAGUGCAGCGGUCGUGUCAGGACGCAAGUAAUGAGAAAAUUCAGUUUAUCGAUUGCGAGCUGUGCGUGCAGCAGUGCAGCAAUGCGAAUUGUGACGUGUGCCACGGUCUAGGAGCACAGCACACCGCACAACAGCAUGAGCACCAUCAUCACCAGCUGCAGCAGCAGCGACAGGCCGAACAGAAGCAGCAGAACAUCUACGAGCAGCUGAAGCAACAUGGUUCGGGUGGAUCUUCGGCAGGAAGUGGCCAGUCUGGCGGACUGUACACCAAAACUUCAGCCAAAUCGUUAGACAUCGAUGAACAGAUCUAUCAGAGACAAAAGCAACAACAGCAACAGCAACAGCAGCAGCAGCAGUUGCAAGAUCAACAAAAGGAACAAACUGUUAAGCAGCAGCCUGAGAGUCAUACGAGAAGCAUGGGAAAUUUGGUGGAUGAGACCUCCCUGUACGCCAGUGAGAAUGUACUACAGUACCAGUCGUACAAUCCAAGCAAUCCUAAUGUGUAUAAGCUCGAAACGACGCCAGUAGCAUUCAGCUGUGACUAUAGUCCUCUGCAGCAAAUCUACUACAAACAGCAAAUCGGUCCAGCGGUCACUAACCCGGGAGAGACAGUUGCCAAUAACCCAAGGCAACACAUCUACCAAAGACCGCAUCAGCCUGGAGGCACUGUAUCAUCCGGUUCCGAUUACUACCAGGAGCUCAACCAUAAGAAAUCUUCCUCGUCGAGCGAUUCUCUACAGCAGCAGCAGCAGCGUCGUCUGCAGGGAUCGAAUGCGGGGAUCUACUAUCAGCGAGCUGCUGCAGCAUUGAGCGAUGAUCAACAUCGUAGUCUGAUGAGCUCCAAUGCAGGUGCCAAAAUCUACAAAGUAAGUUCGAACGUUUCUAUUCUGAGCGAAGCAUCUGGCCGUAGUGAAGGUUCUUACCGUCAGCCACAACAGAUACAGCAACAAAUUCAACCACAGUAUCAACCAUUAUCAUCCGUGGCAGUAGCUACGCAGUGGGAUCACUCCUCUGCCCAGGGAGGUCCCACUCAAACGAGAUCUCAACAACCACAACAACAACAGCAACAGGGCCAACAGCAACAACAACCGUAUGGUCGAACCGGAGGCAACAUGUCCGAUUCGAGCCUUGGAGAUUCGUUGUUCUCCUAUCCGGCCAACCGACGGUACUUUGGCAGCUCGGAAAGUUGUCGCUUUGCGUCCGAAACUUGUCGCCGUUGUAGCGUGGAGGUGGACAAGUGCAGUUUCUCCGACACCUGCCGCUACUCGGAUUGUCGUAACUGCGAUUGCUCGUCUAGCUACUUCUCGUCCGACUUCGAUGAUACGGCACACGGGGGAUCGCGUAGUAAGAGUGGUGCCCGAAUGUCACACUCACAAUCGGAAGCGGCAGGAUACUAUCAAGCUCCACCUUACGCGGAGGACUUCAUGAAGCAUGUCAGCGCGGUGAAGCGCGGCAAUCAGCAACAACAACAGCAGCAGCAGCAGCAGCAACCGCAGCAUCAGGUAUCGACAACUCAUUUGAUGGCAGGAGGCAAGAUUUACGAGACACCGGCUACAUACGUUGGCAUGAUGCCGAUUACGGGUGGCGGGUUGCAGAAAGCUCGAGAACCAACGUACGAAACCUUGCGGAAUCCGCCAUACUCGAUCCCGAUGGUAGGUCCAUCGUAUGAUGCCGCUCCACUGGUCGCUAGCGGACGGCUCUCGAUCAGUCAAAGCCACGAAGCAUUGCUAUCUCCCAUCCGUCGUAGUCGAUCGAGCAGAAGUACCGACACCGAUCAAUAUCCACAGCUGGAGCGUCGUUCACCAGUGUCCCAUUACUCAAAAAUACGACGUCCUCAUCAGUCCAACACUCUACCAUCGUCAAUGCGCUCGGGAAGGCGCCACCAACCGGGCACAGGAGAGUACGACCCGGCCGGCUAUAGCGUAAUUCGCGAGGGUUCUAACAAUAUCCGAGGCUCCGGACCAGGACCUAGUGGAGGAUCGACACUACCGAAAUCCUUCAGCAUGCAACAAUCUCGCGCCACACCGCUGUUCACGGGCCGAUCGGCAUCUCUCCUCGCGAUGGGCCACGAGUAUGCGGAGAUCACCAAAACGAAUGGCAAAAACAAACCAAUUCCCCCGCCGAUUAGUACCAUUCCGAGUACACGCGAAGCGAGAGCAAGAUCGAAACAAGCAGCAUCGAAUGUCCGCCCGGUAUCACCAUCCCAGUACGCUCGCACGGGUCCUUCCGGCAUUGCGGGAAGUUCGGUGGGAGCGACUUCAAGCAUGGAGCGUAAAUCUCGCGAUCGAUCCUUAAAGCAGGCCAAAAGCGCCGAAACAUCGCGAAAGGAACGAUCCCCAGCAGUAAGGGAGCAGCAUUCGGAUAAAGGUAAAGCUGGCCGAGAUCCCAGCGGAACGUCAGCUGUGUCGGCUACCGGUGCGAGUGGUCCAAUCGCAAGAAGUGGAAAGCCUACGACGGGAAGUACCCGGCGGAAGGAGUUUGUACGAUCACAGCAACAGCAGCACCGAUCGAAGCGCCCGGUACAGGACAAUUUCACCGAUGACGAAGAUGACGAUGAGGUGUUCUUGAGCGAUAAGGUGUACGAACGACCGCUGCAGAACAAUCGCAGGGAUUCGAAGGAAUCGCCAGUGGCUCUCGCGUCUACGGUGACCGCGCCACAAACGACGCUGACAACCUCGUUAAUGGCACCGACAACACCGACAACAACCAGCAGCGGUACCGGCCACCGAAGCAGUAGCGGGGCCACCCCACCAACCGCAACGACCGGCUCCACCAUCACGACGACCGCCUCGUUCUCCUCGCCCUCGCUGCCCAACGCACGAAGCUCCGGUGCGCAAGCUUUCGAUUUUACGCUACAACCCCCAACAUCGUCAUCCUCAUCCAGCGGCACUCAGCCCCACUCGUCAUCAUCCCCUUCGAUGGUGCUCGCCACCACCUCCACCUCGCCAGCCUCACCGCUUCCACGAACGAAAUCAAAACAAAAGCCAGAGCUCGAUGCCGGCAGCAACCGAACGGCCCCACUCGGCACUCACCCGAACGAAAGUGAGAGUUUGCGCACCGAGCGCCCGAAAGCUCCGGUACCGAGCCCGGUGCUGAGUGGCCGUGAGUGUACCGUGGGUACCGUGGCGGAUGCUGGGCUGGAACCGAGCGACAUCAACGGCAGCAACGCCGGUGGCUCCAAAGGGGACUCCAAAACAACAACAAGCGCCACGCUCGUCAGUUUCGAUUCUGGCGCCGUCGGUGAAGCAACGCGUCGUGACGUCGCCGUCGUCGUGCGUCGACCAGCUAGCGGAGUAGUGAACAGAUCAAAGGACCAGUCACCAUCAACGCCAUCAGCGGACCAGGAAGUGCUGCCGACCAAUUCCGAGCCUUCGGUUGGAACACUCGCGUCGGACGCGAACGUAGACGCAUCACAAACAACCACAAGCGAACGGUUGCAGCCGGACGCUGACGAUGGUGGUGGUGAACUGACGAAGUUAAUUGGCAACGAUGAAUGUGACAUCAGUGACUUCCCACUGCCGGAGCUCCCGGUGAGCAGCAGGCAGGAUCCAACAUCCUCCGACAGCUUCCUCACGGCAACGGAUGCGGAGGAUGGUGGCGCGGGUCUGGUGGACGACGCAACCGUACUAUCACUAGAAACCGAACAACGAAACCGCGAACGAACCGGCGAGGACGGGGACGCCGAACAGCAGGACGAACAGGGCAGCAUGCACUACCGGACGGCAGCGAACGGCGGCAAGCCGACGUACCUGUUCGGUGAAAACGUCAAAAAGAAUGGCAUCUUUCUCAACAAAUCGGGCUGGGUGCAGGUCACCGGCGCACAGCAACCCAUCCCGGGCCGGGGAGGGCCCGGAUCCUACCCGCUCGGCACGGGCGGUCCCGGCAUGUCGGCUGGCAUACCAGCAGCAGGUCCGAAAGUAACACGCAAAUACAUCGAGUAUGAUGAAAACCGCUACACAGGCCGUUCCGGCACCGGUCCCAGCAAGCUGGAAGAUCUGAUCAACCGCAACGAAUCGCGUGGCAAGGGAGGUAGCCGUCCAUCCAACCAACAGCAGCGACAGGACAAUGUAACGAUACUGAAGAUAGAUCCGGGGGCAUCGUCCGCCUCGCUAGGCAACCGUCCGGCAUGCCUUUCGAUAAAACGUAACCUAGCGGAUGGAAGUCCUCCGCCCGUGACUCCCAUCCUUUCGCCACCUCCCGCGUUUCAGGACACGCAGCAGCAGCAGCAACAGCAGCAACAGCAACAACAACAACAAUCCAAUAAAACCCGCCUCGGGGACAUUAAACCCGGCACGAGAAUAUUCCUCUCGGUGGUGGAUAAUGAAAACCACAAUCCGAAGGGAAUGGUAUUUUCGCGAAGUUUUGAGUACGAUCGACGGAACCGGCGCCCCCCGGAGGAAGCGGCCGAGCAGCGGGGCGGCGGAUACGGUGGGGCAUCGACAGGACCGGGCAGCAGCAGCAGUACGGAUGCCUUUUCGAAAAGUUUUGAUUACGAUUUUAAUCCAACCGGCUCGAUGGGCAGCUUGCAACAGCAGCCGGUUGUUGCUGCUGCUGCCGCCGCUGUACAACAGCAACCACUCAAAAGCUCUCUAAUAAGGCGCAACCGUUCGCCCACGUUCGCUACCCUUACCGGGAACUCACCGAACUAUCUCACGAAAAAGGAGAAACCAGCCAAGCUCAACUCGCCGAUCUUUCCGAAAGCCAUACCGGGCAACAGUCUCACGGUGAACCGAGCUACACUGGGCUACGCAUCAAGCGAGUCGUUGCGCAAGUUUGACAAGAAUAAGUCGCUCGAUGCUGCGGGUGGAUCUAUCGGGAGCGGUGCUUUCAACGCGGGUCACCGUUCCCGCCGAUCACAGUUCUCGACCAAGGCCAACUCUGCGCCGGGCCUGCCGUACGGCUUUCGAUCCGAUUCGGUGGGUAAUCAACGACUCAAUUCCUGUGAUAGUGGUGCUAGAUCAGAUUACUCUAACGACGACGUGGACGACGAUGAUGAUAUCAGCGAAGAUCAGUCCUCCUCCCUGGCACUAAGCUACAAAUCAUCCACGUCCUACAUUAAUCAGAUGAAGGGACGCGCAUCGUUUACCGGCGGUAGUCCUAGUCAGAGCCAGAGCGCACUCCUAUCAGCUGGAACAUCGCACGGUCUGCUCAAAUCGCAGCGAUCGCUAACACCCGAACGACUUUACGACAACAACGACGAUUAUGGCAGCGCUCGGAACCUGAAGAAGCAGCGAUCUCUGACUCCGGAGAAACGCUCCCGGACACCGGACGAUCGCAGCAAACGAAAAGGCGUUGGCGAUCAGGGCAACAACAGCUCGCAGUCGUCGCUCGUAUCGCGGCAGAGCUCGGGCUCCCGCAGUAGCACUCUCGAGCGGCAGCAGCUACGCUACGACGAGGGUUAUAUGCGCACCAGUAGCCGGAGUUCGUCCAGCUCGAGUUACAGCCGGGACGAGAACGUACCGACGACCAGCCCCAGCUCCACCUAUCGGCGCAAUCAGCUGCGGGGUAAUGUGCGACUUCAGCCGGGUCCAACGGCCCUCGGUGGUGAUUACAAAAUACGCCGAUCCAGGUCGCUCCAACUCUCGGAAAGAUCGCCAAGUCGCCAGCAAAUGCCAGUGCAGCAGAUGCCCCACAAGGUGGUCGUUCGGUUGGGAACGGUACCGCCGAAGGAGCGUCCCACCUAUGCCACACCAAACGUUAUGGGUGGAGGCCGCAAGCAGCAGGGCCCUACCACGGCACAGCUCCUGAGCCAGGAAAGUCUGAGCCUGGCCGGUGCCCACAUGUACAGUCGCAUCUCGCCAAGCAGUACGCUCGAUCGUCUGCGCCGGGAAACCGCCUCUCACACGCUGGAAGUGGUCGAUAAGAGCAAAUCCUUCGACAACAACAACUACGGACUCGGGUUGGGAGCCGCAGGUCUAACCCAUCCGUACGAGUACGAGUUCGACAAGAGCAAAUCGUUCGAUGACAAUCUUGGCAUGCCGCUUGCCGAUCGAAUGUCCGACAAGCGCACGUACGUGACGAACGAGAAGCGCUCGUACUCGCACGAUCGUGUGUUCGGCUCGACCGGGACCAACUCCUCCAGCAACGAGUACGCCACCAGCCAGUCAUCCACGUCGCGCAACCGUUCCCCACAGACCUCGCUGUUCGGUGGGUUAAACCGGCUGUACGAACCGGAGCUACCGUACGAGCUGAACCGCGUCACAAUGGCACGCUCGCCCGUCAUGAUGGGGUCGGCCUACCGACAGGCUCGAUCGGCCGUAUCGCGGGAACGAUCACCCGUACCGGGCUAUCAAAAACCAAGUGACUUAUACCUGAUGCGCCAGCAGACACCCGACUCCGAGUACGACGAACGACGAAUGACACCGGAGUACGGUGCGGAACCGGGACCGGUGCAACCGAUAGCCACCUUCAAGGAGGCGGAGCUGGUGAAGAAAUUCCUGUACGCCACCAAGAACAAGGUGCAAAUGCAUCGGGAAUCGGCGGCGCGGAAUGCAAUGCCACCGCCGACCAUCGCCGGAACGCCAUCGUCUGGAAGUUGUACCGCUAGCUCCUGUGACUUUUGGCCACACUGUGGCGUGUCGUCCGCGGGCGCAACUGCAAGUGCGCUGCAGUGCGAGGAACAUUCGCCGGAACAGAAUGCGCAACACUUGUCCAAAUCGGGUAGUGAUAAUUGUUUGAGCCGCAAGGUGAAGCGUGCGGUACCGGCGGAAGUGAUAUACAUUGGCAAUGGUGCUGCCGUGGAGGAGUGUGCGGGUGGGCCGCGUGGCGAUGCGGGUGGUAACAGUAGUAGCAAUAGUAGCAAUGGUAGUCACAUUAGCAGUAGCAAUAGCAACGGUUCAGCCAUCAUGUGGCCGAACACGUCGAAAGCGGCGACCGAACCAACGGCUACCCGUACAUCCGCGAACGGGCGCGCCGUACCGGUGCCGGUGAAGGCGAACAGUUACGGUGGUGUCAGUAGCUUCGGCCAACAGCAUCACUAUUACCAACAGCAGCAGCCGCAACAGCAGCAGCAGCAACAGCAACAGCAGCAGCAUCAUCAGGAUCAACAUCAACCACACCAGCAACGCAUUUUACGCAAGCAGCAAAACUUUGAAUUCUACGAUGACGAUGGUGCCGGCCCAAUGUCCUACCGGAUGUCAUCCGGUCCGGCAGCGAAACCCGCCCACGGUGCUGCUGCCGGUCCGAGCGAUGGCCUAUCGGCCGGCUACGGCCAGUGCGGUGCCGGUGGCAAUAGCAGCAACAUCAUCAGCACGAUCAUAAAAGCAAACUCGAUAACGUUUCUCGGUGAGCACGAGAUGCCAAUUACGCGUGACCGUGCCUCCACGUCGAAGGGGAAGGUACCGGCCGGUACCGGUCAAACCGUCGUAACCGUCGGUGGAGUUGGCAGUUGUUCCGGUGGUGCGUCGUCGACGGUGAAAAGUAAUAGCGGCACAGCAUCAAUGACACCGCCGGCGGCGACGGUACCGGGUGCGUUGCCCGCGAACGGAAAAAUCAACCGUACCAAUCAGGGCAAACAGCAGCGACAUCAGCAAACGACCGUUGGCAAUCAGCACGGCACAGCUUGCACUGGCACUGGCAUCGAACCACGCGACGCCCGAGCAAGACCUCAGUCGACCAAACCUCGAACCGUGGGACAAGGGACAACGUUAGCGCCCGGUUCCAUCAAGCGAAAAUUUGAGAUGAAACUCAAGAGUCGCUCCCUGCCAAAGUCCUUCAUGCGCUACAGCAAUCUAACGACGGAUGACUUGGAGCUGUCGGCUAUUUUUACAUCGAACACGCCCCUUCAGCUAAGAGCCGUUUCUAGUCCAUCGAUUUCGGAGGCACCGAUCGAAGCGGCACCGGCUGGUCGUAACAAUCAGGAUGCAAGGAAUCCCCACCUAGGUACGGUCGGUGCCAAUGCCCAACACAGUCCCACCACGAAUGUACAUCAGCAUCCAUCAUCGUCAUCUCCGCAUCAGAAGACUGCCCAAACCAAAGUGUCCACCCAUCAUCCAGUGCAAGUUUCGGAAAGCGUACUGCAAAAGUUCCGCAAAACGUUCUCCCAUUUUAAAACCUCGAAGGCGCCCACUCAACCGGUGACCCUUGCCACACCGGAACAGCACAACGGAGUGACGAUGAGUGUGGACGACAAGCAGCAACAGCAGCAAUCGCAUCAUCACCACCGUUUCGGGCCACUGAUCUGGCGAUCGAGCAAGGAGCGCCGCAAGACCAAGUCCCACCGGCGGGACAAAUGUAAUAGCGGCGAUUCGGGCAUCCAGGUCGAGCUUGACAAUGAUGCGGAUCAGCAUCUGCUACUGCAGCAGCUUCACCCACUCGAACACCACCCGGAAGGAGUGCCGGACGGUGUACGCAAUGGAGAGAUACCACCCCCACCACACACAAUGUACGUCGCUGGCGUACCGGUACGGAGGGCCAACUCAGCGAAAGUGUCCACCACCACGACCAACAGCACCACCAGCUCGUCCAUUCUCAAGCACAAGCUAUCGCUCAAGGGCAAGGACAAAGAAAACGUCACCAACAUAUCACGGCUGAGUGGCAAAUCGCUUAGUCAACCGUCCGGGUUAGACUGCAUCGUUGCACCGGGCGGUGAUUGUGAGGUGGACGGAAGGCGCCGACGUCGAAGACAGCAUACACGCACCUCCACCACGAUACCGACCGAACUAGACCUGAGCGAUAGCGAGAGCAUAUCGUCCCAUCCGGACGAAGAUGAAGCGGUAGCGGUCGAGGAUGAACUACUCGUCGAGCCCGCCUUUGCCGAGGUGUUGUUUUCCUUCCGUCCCGGUGGUCCGCAAGAACUCGGUCUCGAGAAGGGUGCCCUCGUGGAGGUUUUAAAGCGUGAACAGGGACCUUGGUGGUGGGGUCGACUAAAAUCGGACGCCAUCGUAUCGACUGCGGCGACUGGUGGUGGUGGUGGUGAUGCUGACCGUAAACCGGCCGAUUGUGGAUGGUUCCCGAAGGACUUUGUGAAGAUUGUGCCGACGUACGCCAAACCGAAGCAGAUCCUUAUCAUUAGCAACAGUGAGGCGGGCAAACAUCAUGGCGCGUGCGAGGAUGAUGAUGGUGGCAGCAGUGCUUCCACGCUGAUCGAAGGUAGCAACUGUGAUAGUACCCGACUGAUGGGCGGACUGUCGGUAGCGAGCGAUGCGUCGUCGUCCGCAGCAUCCGUAGGACUGCCAGAGGACGGUGGUACCGCUAGUCAUGACUUAACGAAGGAGAACAUCAUCAAGGAGCUGCUGGAGACGGAAAUUAACUUCGUGAAGUUGCUCAAUUCGCUGUGUUUAGGCUUCAUUAAACCACUGCGCGAGCGGGAAGACAUCUUUUCGGUGGAAAGUGUGAAUUUAAUAUUUUCCAACCUGGAAAAGAUCUGGCGAUUCCAGCAAACCUUUCUAGACGCGUUACGCGUCGCUGUGCCAAACAAUCGGAUCGGUGAAGUGUUCCUGGAGUAUCAAUCUGCGUUUAUGGUGUACUCUUCCUAUUGCAACUCGUACCCACGUGCGCUAAUGGAGCUGGAGAAUUACGCCAACAAUAAGGAAGCGAAUCAAAUACUGGAAAACUGUCGAAUGGCGGAAAAUUUACCGGAGUUACCACUGUCGGCACAUCUGCUAGCGCCGAUACAACGGAUAUGUCGUUACCCGCUACAUCUCAGCGAACUAGUCAAACACUCGCUCACCCGCAAGGAGCUGCUGCCGACGCUUAACCUGCGCAAGUGUACCAAAUCCGAGCUGGAAACGAUGGACUGCCGGGAGGUGUUCGAGAUGGCACUGUCGGCGAUGCGCCGCGUUACGGAAAUGGUAAACGAAGGCAAACGGCACAGCGAGUAUCUGUCCCGCAUCCAGGCACGGUUCGAAAACUUCCAAGGUCCAUCGAUCAACGUCCACAGCACGCGGCUGUUUCUGCAAACCGACGCAAUCCGGAUGUCACCGAACCUGUGGAACAACACGUACACACUGUUCCUGUUCGAUCGGCAGCUCAUCUACUGCAAGAAGGAUCUGCUCAAGCGCACCAACUACAUCUACAAGGGGCGCAUCUUUCUCGAUAACUGCCGAAUCCUGAACCUUCCGGAUGGUAAAAUGUUUGGCGUAACGCUCAAAAACGCUCUCCGGCUGUACUGUGACACGCGCAACAAGUGGUUCGACUUUUGCUUCCGGAGCAGUAGCAGCAAACUGCGCUUCCUUAACACACUCUCCUCCGAGCGACAGUUUUGCGGUGAAAGUUUGUUCGUGUCCGAGCUGGACGGUGGCGCAGCGUCCUGUUUCGACGAUGAUAACCUUUCCGAUCGGGAGUACUUCCCGUACGUGGACGAUAGCAAGGAGGCGGAGAACGGCGGUGGUGGUGAUCAGAAUCUAUACGAUCUGGUCGAUUCCGGUAGUGGCGGAUUCCGCCCAUCGGUGGCGAGUACCAUUUCGUCCUUGUCGGCCGGUUCGCAGUACGCGAAAGAAUCUCACAGUAAACCAUCCACGACAACCAUGAUGCCACCGGUGGCAGCAUCCAGCAGUGGACCGGGUGCUGUCGGUGGUAACACACUACCGAAAAAGUCUCGAAAAAUGCCCAAGGAGACAGCAUCCUUGCAGCAGCAGCAACAACAGCAAGUACUGGCUGGUUCGGACUAUGGUUCCAACUCGCUCGGACGCCGCAAGUUGGGCAAUUGGUUCCGCAAAGCGAAAAGCACCAACAGUACACCGUCGCAAAGCCCCACGCAUCAUCCGAUGGCGAUGUCACUUGCCUCCAUCAGCAAUAACAACAACCUUCACUCGGACAGCUCAUCCCAGAGCAGUCUGGUGACCAGCGGGUUCCCGCACCAGCGCACCCUUUCAACGCUCGGUACCACCGGCACAACGCUGUCCAGCAGCGGGACCGCACUGUCCGGUUCCGGUGGCAAAGGUAAACCUUCGAAAGCUGACCAAUCCGCCACAGUGGCAGUGGUAGAAUCAUCUCAAUCUCAACCCAUCUCGAUCACCGCCACAACCACUACUACGACGGCAGCUUCCUCCUGAGGGUACGAGAGUACCCUGCUUUAGUAAACUCCUUCCACACAACACCACACCAGGCGAAUGCGCUCUCGAAGCCGAUCCGUUCCAGUGAUCAGUCAUCGCACCACAUAGUAAUCAUUCCUUCGCCAUCACCACCAUCAUCAUCGCGUAAUCUCACCACACCACUACGUUAUCAUCUCAUGGCGCCAAAUGUGUUACACCGGUCUUCUAUCUCGCCUCCGGUUCAUAUAUACGAUUGCAAUUAUAGAGAUUUCCCGCGUUACCAGCUGCUCGCCAUUUUAUCUCCCCCAAAGGGGACAAGGACCCCCCCCCCCCCCAUUUUCACAUUUGCAUCAUUUCAUACGCAUUUUUCUCUCUCUCUAUUUCUCUCGUGCGCUUAAGUGGCUUUUAGUAGUAGGCAGCUGUCGUAGCUCUUACGUUUAACUCUUAUUUGGUACGAACCCCACUAUACAGACACCACAAUUAUGCUUUGUGUAAAUGCCAAAUCUUUACCUUUAAAAAAAUACUGCAAAAGCCAGGGAAAUACAAAACACGAACUACGAACUAAAUUAGUGUAUGUGUAGUAGUACUCUAGCAGUAGUUACUAAGCCUUAUCUAUAUUAUUAAAUAUUACUCUUAUUUUGCGAUAUGUGGCAAAAUUUGUAUAGGCAGCCUAUAGACGUGGUUGGUGUGUAUAGAACGAGAAAAAGAAACAGGAAGAACUGAUCGUACUUUGUUUCGAUUUUUUUAAGGAGUUUAAAUUGUACUUUUGUGUGUACUACUGCCGUACUUUCGCGAUCGGUAUUAAAUUAUUGUUUUCGGCUUUGCAACGCGGAAAAGAUACACGUGUUUAUUAAUCUUUCUUUUAUUCUGUACAUCCGCUUUUAAACUUACUUGCUAAGAUGAUAUAUAGGAAAAGUUUUGGUUUUUUAGAUAGCAAAACCCGAGUAACAAGAAACGAAACCAAU
Molecule: messenger RNA, 13079 nt
Organism: Anopheles moucheti
Lineage: Eukaryota; Metazoa; Arthropoda; Insecta; Diptera; Culicidae
Gene: RhoGEF3
Exons: 16
Coding region: 1-12135 (4044 amino acids)
Cellular component (GO): cytoplasm
Molecular function (GO): protein binding; guanyl-nucleotide exchange factor activity
Source: RefSeq, a predicted model, not a curated record